Misgurnus anguillicaudatus (oriental weatherfish) is the source of this 1523-nucleotide messenger RNA. RefSeq names its product schwannomin-interacting protein 1. Gene Ontology annotation, cellular component: plasma membrane; cell junction. Gene Ontology annotation, biological process: positive regulation of hippo signaling. NCBI's taxonomy places the organism in Eukaryota, Metazoa, Chordata, Actinopteri, Cypriniformes, Cobitidae. The record is from RefSeq and is a predicted model, not a curated record.
CAAACUUAAAGCGGCUGUUCAAGGAAAACACAACGGAGAAGAAACACACGGAGGGCGGGGGGAAAGGGACAGCCAAAGGGGUGUUUCCUCUCCGACAGAGGAAGGAUUGAAAUAAUGAAAAAAUAAUCCAUAAAACAGCGUGAAUUUCUGAAUGCAUUAAAGUUUAUGAUCGUGCCCGACGAGUCGCGAUGUCAACGUCGGUUUACCGGUAAAAGUAUCAUCUCUCUCCAACGGAUGGAGGAGGAUCCAGAUAGUAACAGACAGAAUGAGAGGACCACAAAUGACCCCUUACCCUGUGACCAGGAGACCAAACAGCACAGUGAGGAUGACCACGAGCUUCCCAUCAUGCAGUGGGAGGAUUUGAGUUUGCGGAUUGCAGAGCUAGAAAAGAGGGAAGAGGAGAGAAAGAAAAAAGCUGAAUGUCUGGGUUUAGCCGAGCGAGGCAGAAUACUUGGAUCCUGGACCGAAUCAAAGCACCAUUCACUGCACAGGGAGCCGUGGCCAUACGAGGAGGACUACACUCCCUGCCGCGUCCCUGUCAUAACGUCACGGUUUAAUAGUCCUAAAAAUCUACAGCUUUGCUUCAUCAAUAACAGUGAAAGCGAAGAAGAGGAUGAGGAAGGGGCAUCUAGCAAAGAGAGCUCAUGUGAGGCAGAUGUACGGAGGAGUUGCUCCCCAGGGCUUAAACAGGAAGUGAAAAUUGCGCUCAUGGCUCUCAGAGACAAACUAUGGGCUGAACAGAAAGACAAAGAGGAAGAAACCCACAAUAAAGUUAGCAUAAGAAGGAAAAUCCUUAGCCUUAGUGAUCUUCAGACAUGCUCAUCACUACAGCUAAAUGCACUCAGGACCUCUUUGAAUGAAGACAUUCAUGAUUUGAGCUCGGAAUUGGUGAAACAUCUCGUCGUAAGGGACCACCUUCGGACGAAGCAAGACGCUUUGCUUCUGGAUGUACAGGAUCUGACAUCUCUCUGAACGAUCCUUGUUUGCAACGCCGCAUCAAUCCUGGUUCAACGUUGGCACUUUCUGAAAGCAGUAAUUUACUGUUACUCAUCCUGUGGACUAACAAAGGCCAGAAUAUCCUGUUCAUUCUUGAAUACAUGUAGCACUCACACAAAAAAAUGUAUAAAGUGAGUCACAUGGUUUAGACUCACAAGUUUUAUUGUGAAAAGUCUGGCCGUAUUAACAAACCCUAACAACUCUGAUUCAUAUAUCGCAUCACUUUUUCCUGUACAUAGUGCGUAUAUUGAGCUUCUGUCAAAGCCAUAUGUGAUCAAUAACUGUGAUGUAUUAAUCAUCAGUUAUAUUAAGCAUUCCAGUGAAAUACAAUAUAUGUAUUAGACAGGAAUAUUAACAGCAUGAAUUAUGCUGUCUGUCAUGAAUGUGCCUUACAGACUCUUUGUAUUAAACUUAAAGGGACACUCCAUAUUUUUUGAAAAUAUGUUCAUUUUGCAGAUCCUCUAGAGUUAAACAUUUGAUUCUUACCGUUUUGUAAUCCAUUCAGCUAAUCUCGAGUCUGGCGCUAG